AUGGAUGCUAGAAAUAAGCUGUGGAAUAGGUUGAUUCACAUCAGCCAACAGGUGAACUCGCCAUGGUUGGUGGGGGGUGAUUUCAAUUGUAUCAUUUCUACCUUUGAAAAAUCUGGAGGUAGAACUCCAAAUAGAAUGUUGGUUAAUGAUGCAUGGUUCAAUCACUUCCUCCUCACCUUUGUUACUCACCUUAGCCUUGCUGGCUCAGAUCAUAGGCCUAUUCUUAUAAGCAUCACCUCAACUGAUAACUAUAGCUCCCCCCUCCCCUUUAGAUAUCUCAACAUGUGGGCUGCACAUCCUUCAUAUAGUAAUUACAUUGUUGACCUAUGGAAAGGGGUCUCUCACCCUGACCCCUUAGUCCAGCUAAGCUUACUGCAAAUCAAGAUUGCUAAAGCCCUCAGAGGUUGGAGCUGGAACACUUUUGGAAAUGUUAAUGCCACAGUCCAGAAGGCUGAAGAUGAAGUUAAAGCUUUGGAGAAUGGGGGACAGCUUGGUAUUGAGGAGGAGAAAAAGCUGCUGAUUGCUCAGAACAACCUCCUCAGUGUCAUCGAUUACCAGGAAAAAUUUCUUAAACAGAAGGCAACCAUGAAUAUUUUCACUGAUGGGGAUAGAAACACCAGAUUCUUUCAUGCCUAUAUCAAAUAUAAAAGAAAAUGCAAUACCAUCCAAGAUAUACAAAAUGCCAAUGGCCAGUGGUUACAUAACAACAACGAUAUAACAAAUGAUGUUAUAAGCACACUUCGGCACGAGAAGGCACACUUCAUGGCAGAACUGAACUACACUGCUGGUCUCAAGCUUACUGACAUCCCCACUGAAAAGGAAAUAUGGAAUGCAAUCAAUUCCAUAGAUAACAGUAAAUCUACUAGCCCUGAUGGAUUUACUGCUGAAUUCUACAAGAAGUCUUGA
Phalaenopsis equestris is the source of this 906-nucleotide messenger RNA. RefSeq lists its product as uncharacterized. The transcript is spliced from 2 exons. Lineage: Eukaryota; Viridiplantae; Streptophyta; Magnoliopsida; Asparagales; Orchidaceae. The record is from RefSeq and is a predicted model, not a curated record. Bases 1 to 906 code for a protein of 301 amino acids.